GAUCCAGAUUUGCCUCCAAUCGAUCAGAGGAGAAGAUUAUUGCUGAUGGUAACCAAAGACGCAGAUAUGUCUUUCUCUCAAUUUGGAUAUCCUUACAAUGCAACUUCUCAGUUUUUCGUGUCGUCAAAGCCCAGUACGACUUGCUGCGAUUCGAUUUCCAGGUCGGUACCGGACGGCUCGAGCGCUCCCCAGGCCGCCUCCGCCGCCGCCGCCUCCUUCUGCUGCCCGCCCGCCUGUGAGAAGCGGCUGGUGUCGGGAGCGCGCGCAGAGCUGAGUGCGGCGCUGGGUGUCUACGGCUCUCCGUACGCGCCGGCACACGCGUACGCCAACUACUUCCAGUACGGAGCGGAUUCCUCUGCCAUCUACUCCACACUGAACCCUCAAUAUGAUAUUAAAGAAAGCACAGGAAGCCUUCACAGUGGGAUAAGCCAGCCCAAUGCAUACUAUUCAUAUGACCACUCACUGGGCCAAUAUCAGUAUGAUAGGUAUGGGACUGUCGACUUUAACAGCUCAGCCAGAAGGAAGAAUGCUACACGCGAGACAACAAGCACUCUCAAAACAUGGCUUUACGAGCACCGCAAGAACCCAUAUCCAACCAAGGGCGAGAAAAUCAUGCUUGCCAUUAUCACAAAGAUGACCCUUACCCAGGUGUCCACCUGGUUUGCCAAUGCCCGGAGGAGACUGAAGAAAGAGAACAAGAUGACCUGGUCACCGAAGAAUAAGGCUGUAGAUGACAAGAAAGAGAUCUUGGAUAAGACAGACCAGGACUCGCUUACCAAAGACUCUAAAGACUGCAAGGAGGACAGAGACCUCCGUCUAAGUGACCUUGACAUCAUAGAAGAUGAAGAUGAGGAAUGUGACAAGCUGGACAGUGACUGUGAGAAACCUAGCCAAGAUAUGGCAACACUCUCUCUGCCCUCUCUGCCCAUCUCCAGCCCUCCAAAGAGAGACUGCAGCUCUGACCUUCCUUCCCCCUCCAGCUUCCCAGCAUUCCCUUGCAAAGUGAAAGGUGUUAUGGCACUCGUUCCUGACAUGGACACUUCAGGCUCCAAACAGCAGCCACAACAGUUUCCAGCUUUACAUCCUGCCUCCAUUGGUCCCAUUUCCCUGCCUAAUUUCCAAGUACUGGAUCAGAAGCCAAGGAUUUGGUCCCUGGCUAGAACCGCUGCUACUGGAAUGACCCAGCACAGACAGGAAUUACAAACUGAAUGCCAGCUACAAACUGCUCGGGUGCCAAUGGUGGGGAGUGGUGGGCAAUGUAUUGGUUCCAAGGGUCUUCAAGACCCCAUGAAUUUGGGGAACUCUGAGAGCUUGUUUGAAGAAGGAUCACAGGGGCUGAAUAAGGUGUACAGUGCAGCAAACUACAGAGGCCUACAACUUCACUGCUCCUCAUACCAAGCUGUGACAGACUCAUACCAUUAUGCCACUAUGGAAGGAUUCUGCAGUGGAGGGAAGUCAGAGAGAGAGUCCUCUGAGCACAGUGACAUGUAUCUUAUGCUGCAGGACGCCAAGACAACCGCUUUCAGACCUGUAAUGAAGAGGUGAGACAGGCUGACUGACGCGCUGUCCUUCAGCACCGGCACGUUUCUAUGACUUUAUUUAUUCACUGUGGAUCCGAAAUUACAAUGAUGAUGAUGAUAAUGAAGAAAGUGAAGAAAGAAAAGCGCAUGGCCUCCCGGAACUCGCCAUAUGCGCGCAACCAGCCAGCCGCUUCGUGCACGCGCGCAGGUAGCCAGCAUUUUGCACAGUACAAUUUUUUGACGGUGUUAAUAACUUUAUGCAAUGUUUAAAAAAAUAAUAAAUGCAACUGUUUUAAAAACAAACAUAUAUGUCCGUAAGUUCUGAUGUCCGCACCGGCAAUCGUAGUGUAGAUAUCUUAUUUAUUAUGUAUUUAUAAUUUUAAUAUCCGCCCGUUAUUUAUUUCGCACCAUGCGUCUCCGCUGUGUUUUGUUGUGAACUUUGUUUCCUGUUGUCACUGUUUACGUGUUU
Clarias gariepinus (North African catfish) is the source of this 1989-nucleotide messenger RNA. It is a transcript of the gene irx6a, whose product is annotated as iroquois homeobox 6a. The record is from RefSeq and is a predicted model, not a curated record. Gene Ontology annotation, molecular function: RNA polymerase II cis-regulatory region sequence-specific DNA binding; DNA-binding transcription factor activity, RNA polymerase II-specific. NCBI's taxonomy places the organism in Eukaryota, Metazoa, Chordata, Actinopteri, Siluriformes, Clariidae. The transcript is spliced from 7 exons. Gene Ontology annotation, biological process: cell development; neuron differentiation; regulation of transcription by RNA polymerase II. Gene Ontology annotation, cellular component: nucleus. The coding region runs from base 46 to 1545 and encodes 499 amino acids.